Mus pahari (shrew mouse) is the source of this 3117-nucleotide messenger RNA. It is a transcript of the gene Pla2g4f, whose product is annotated as phospholipase A2 group IVF. Gene Ontology annotation, biological process: glycerophospholipid catabolic process. The record is from RefSeq and is a predicted model, not a curated record. Gene Ontology annotation, molecular function: calcium ion binding; calcium-dependent phospholipid binding. The transcript has 20 exons. Lineage: Eukaryota; Metazoa; Chordata; Mammalia; Rodentia; Muridae. Gene Ontology annotation, cellular component: cytosol. The coding region runs from base 103 to 2667 and encodes 854 amino acids.
ACUCCCAUGCUACUUGUCAGACCUGAGCGACAGUGAGUGAGAGAGGGUGGCUCUGAGAAACAGGCAAGCUCCCUACUGGGACCUGAGCUGCUACUGCUGGCCAUGCCCUGGACUCUCCAGCCAAAGUGGCUGGCAGGCAAGGGACUGCCCCUUCUUGGAGUCAUACUGCUACAGAAGACAGAAAAGAGCGAACCACAAUGGAAGCAUAGGCGGCAGGAAACUCACCCGUACUACGACCUUCAAGUGCAGGUGCUGAGGGCCAGAAACAUCCAGAACACAGAUAAGUUAUCCAAAGCCGACUGCUACGUUCGACUACAGCUGCCCACGGCUUCUGUUAGUCCCAGUCAGACAAGGACAGUGGCUAACUGCAGUGACCCAGAGUGGAAUGAGACCUUUCACUAUCAGAUCCACGGUGCUGUGAAGAACGUCCUGGAGCUUGCCCUUUACGACGAGGAUGUCCUGGACAGUGACAAUGUCUUCUCCAUUCUGUUUGACCUGAGUACUCUCCAGCUAGGCCAGCCUUGCACAAAAACCUUCACCAGGCAGCAGGAUCCAAAAGAGCUGGAAGUGGAAUUUACUCUGGAAAAGAGUCAGACGCCUGCAACUGAAGUUGUCACCAAUGGUGUCCUGGUGGCUCACCCCUGUCUGAGAAUUCAGGGCACAGUCACCGGAGACAAGUCAGCCUCCCUUGGAAAGUUCGGUUCCAGGCAGAUCCAGCUGGCAGUGCCUGGGGCCUAUGAAAAGCCACAGCCUUUGCAGCCGACCACGGAGCCAGGCCUCCCAGCGAACUUUACCUUCCAUGUGAACCCCGUGCUGAGCCCCAAGCUGUACAUAAAGCUGCAAGAAAAUCUCCAAGUUUUACAUAGCGAUCCAAGUGAUGAGCUGGAGGCUCAGACCAGCAAGACAGACAAGGCAAGCAUCCUGCUCUCCUCUCUGCCCCUCAACGAGGAGUUAAAACUCGUGGACCUGGAGGAGGGCCAGCAGGUGACUCUGAGGAUGAAGGCAGACAUGAGCAGCUCUGGGGCCUUGGACCUGCGCCUUGGUUUUGAGCUCUGCGAUGGGGAGCGGGAAUUUCUGGACAAGAGGAGGCAGGUGGCAUCCAAGGCCCUGCAGCGGGUGAUGGGAUUGAGUGAGGCUCCACGCUGCAACCAGGUACCUGUGGUAGCUGUGUUAGGCUCUGGGGGUGGAACCAGAGCCAUGACUUCCCUGUACGGCAGCCUGGCCGGGCUGCAGGAGCUUGGUCUUCUGGAUGCUGUGACCUACCUGAGUGGGGUUUCCGGGUCUUCCUGGUGCAUCUCUACACUCUACAGUGAUCCAUCCUGGUCCCAGAAGACUUUGCAGGGCCCCAUUAAACAUGCCUUGGCUCGAGUCUGCAGCAGUAAAAUCGGGGUGCUGUCCCUAAAGCAGUUUAAAUACUACUUCCGGGAAAAGAGGGCCUGGGAGAGCAGAGGCCACAGCAUGUCCCUCACUGACUUUUGGGGCCUCAUCAUUGAGUAUUUCCUGAACCAGGAGGAAAACCCCGCCAAGCUGUCAGACCAGCAAGAAAUGGUCAGCCAGGGUCAGAACCCAUACCCCAUCUAUGCCAGCAUCAAUGUCCACAAAAACAUCAGUGGGGACGACUUUGCAGAGUGGUGCGAGUUCACCCCCUACGAGGUUGGUUUCCCCAAGUACGGGGCUUACGUUCCCACGGAACUCUUUGGCUCUGAGUUCUUCAUGGGCCGGCUGCUGCAUUUCUGGCCAGAGCCCCGCAUCUGUUACCUGCAGGGUAUGUGGGGAAGUGCUUUUGCAGCCAGCCUGUAUGAGAUCUUCCUGAAGCUGGCAGGCCUAAACCUGAGCUUUCUGGACUGGCACAGGAGGAGUGUCAGUGUCACAGAUGACUGGCCAAAGUUACGGAAGCAGGACCCCACACAGCUACCUACCAGGGUCCUCACCCCAAAGAGUUUCUUCUCUCAGGCUGUGCUGAACAUAUUCACGUCCCGCAUUACUUGUGCCCAGACCUUUAACUUUACCCGAGGUCUCUGCCUGUACAAAGACUACACAGCUAGAAAGGACUUUGUGGUCUCUGAAGAUGCAUGGCAUUCACAUAACUACAGAUCCCCUGAUGCCUGUCCCAACCAGCUCACACCCAUGAAGGACUUCCUGUCCCUAGUAGAUGGAGGCUUUGCCAUCAACUCGCCAUUUCCACUGAUCCUGCAGCCACAGCGGGCUGUGGACCUCAUUGUGUCCUUUGACUACUCCUUGGAAGACCCUUUUGAGGUCUUGCAGGUGACAGAGAAGUACUGCCGGGACCGAGGGAUCCCCUUCCCAAGGAUUGAGGUGGACCCCAAGGACUCUGAAGACCCCCGUGAGUGCUAUCUGUUUGCCGAGGCGGAGGACCCCUGCUCACCCAUUGUGCUGCAUUUCCCUCUUGUCAACAGGACCUUUCGCACGCACCUGGCCCCAGGUGUGGAACGACAAACGGCUGAGGAGAAGGCGUUCGGGGACUUUAGCAUCAAAGGGCCAGACACCGCCUAUAGCACGAUAGACUUCACCUAUGAGCCCAAGGAGUUUGAUCGCCUGGUGACCUUGAGCAGAUACAAUGUCUUGAACAACGUGGAGACCAUCAGGCAGGCCCUCCAGCUGGCUCUGGACCGGCGGCAGCAGGCCGGGGGAAGGGUUGGGGGCUGAUGAGAUGUGAGUCGGAGGACUGCAGUGGAGAUGUGAUGGAGGACCUUAAACCAGAGUAUGCUGAGGGAGAAGGAAGACUUUAAGCAGCUUCUGUUUUCCACUUCUCCUUCCCAGAGAAGAUGGGACACUGUCUCUCUCUGAGUGCUUGGGGGUCCUGUGCAGGAGAGAACAGAGUUCAUAUUAUAUUGGGGUUUAGAGAGAGCCAGGCAGCAGCUUCAUCAGGGGGCACACCCCCACCCCCACCACAGAAGGACCUCUGGAAAGAAUCCAGGCACUCAGGGCUUCACCACAGAGCUGUGGGCUGAGGAACCAGCUGCCCUUACACUGAUGCAGAACUACAGCUGCUCACACUUCCACAGAGUGGCCCAGCUCCAACCCACUCCAAAGCCCCGGACUCAGUGAUGUCGAGAAUAAACAGCAGCUAUGUGGGUCGCCAGCCUGUGUCACUGA